ACCGACAAAAGUUGUUAACAGAUUGUCGUUCCGUAACGGGGCAGAUGAAUCUUUUUCGUCUGUACAGAACCAGUCAAAUAUCUGUGCAAAAAUACACCAGUAUGAGCGUACCGAAAGUAAAACUAGCGCUUAUUGAUCUCAGUGGUACGUUGCAUGUUGACGACCAGCCGACCGAAGGAGCCGUCGAUGCGUUGAAAAGACUUCGGCAACAUGGUGUCCGGGUAAAGUUCGUCACGAACACAACGAAGGAAAGUGUCCAGUCGUUGUAUAGCCGGCUGCGUAAAAUUGGCUUCGAGCUUGAGCGGGAAGAAAUCUACGGUUCGUUAGCAGCCGCCUCUGAAUACGUUCGCAAAAAUGCUCUCAACCCGUACUAUCUGCUUACGGACGACGCUCGGACGGACAUGCCGCCCAAUGACCCGGAUCGUCCGAUCGAUGCGGUUGUGGUUGGGCUUGCGCCGGAACGGUUUUGUUACGAGCAUCUGAACGAGGCGUUCCGGGUACUGCAUCAGAAACGCAACGAUAAACCUCCGACGCUGGUAGCCACCCACGAGGGACGCUAUUAUAAGGCAAAGGACGGAAUCGCGCUCGGACCGGGUUGCUUCGUAAAAGGGCUCGAGUAUAGUACUGGCGUAAAACCCGUUUGCAUUGGAAAACCGAACGAAUACUUUUUCCGUUCCGCGCUGCCGGAGGACAUUGCCGUCGAGCAGUGCGUAAUGAUAGGUGAUGAUCCAACGGACGAUUGUCUCGGAGCGAUGCAAAUUGGAAUGAAAGGUUAUCUGGUGGAGACCGGUAAGUACCAGCCGGAGAUGUAUACUGAAGAAAAUCGUCCGGCAGUGAGUGGAAUAUUUGCCACCUUCAGUGACGUCGUAGACUAUAUGGUUGGAAAAGCAAAUAAUGAUUAGACACCAUCUAGUAUUAUAGAAUGGAUGAAAUUCAUGUAAGCACAUCCCACUCUUUUUUUAAUUUUCUGAUCAAUCCAAGCCAAUUUGCGAUAUUUUUUAAAUU
Molecule: messenger RNA, 1005 nt
Organism: Anopheles coustani
Lineage: Eukaryota; Metazoa; Arthropoda; Insecta; Diptera; Culicidae
Product: haloacid dehalogenase-like hydrolase domain-containing protein 2
Exons: 3
Coding region: 45-902 (285 amino acids)
Biological process (GO): dephosphorylation
Molecular function (GO): phosphatase activity
Source: RefSeq, a predicted model, not a curated record